Messenger RNA from Tarenaya hassleriana, 1356 nucleotides. Its product is annotated as NAC domain-containing protein 72. The record is from RefSeq and is a predicted model, not a curated record. Gene Ontology annotation, molecular function: DNA binding. NCBI's taxonomy places the organism in Eukaryota, Viridiplantae, Streptophyta, Magnoliopsida, Brassicales, Cleomaceae. The coding region runs from base 137 to 1051 and encodes 304 amino acids. The transcript is spliced from 3 exons. Gene Ontology annotation, biological process: regulation of DNA-templated transcription.
GAAAGAGAUCGAAGAAGAAGGCGAAUCAGAGAAACCAAAAAAAAAAAAAACUUUUCUGUGUUCGAACAAGUGUUACGAACAGUUCUUUAUCGUCUUCGUUUGCUGUUUGCUGUUGAUUUUUUAAUCCUCCGAGAAAAUGGGAGUUCGAGAGAAAGAUCCGUUAGCCCAGUUGAGUUUGCCUCCGGGUUUCAGAUUCUAUCCGACGGAUGAAGAGCUUCUUGUUCAGUAUCUCUGUCGGAAAGUCGCAGGCCAUGGGUUCUCUCUUCAAGUCAUCGGAGAGAUCGAUCUUUACAAGUUCGAUCCUUGGGAUCUACCUAGCAAGGCCUUGUUUGGAGAAAAGGAAUGGUAUUUUUUCAGCCCGAGGGACAGGAAAUACCCGAACGGGUCGAGACCCAACAGAGUAGCCGGGUCGGGUUAUUGGAAGGCGACGGGUACCGACAAGAUCAUCUCCGCGGAGGGUCGCCGCGUCGGAAUCAAGAAAGCUCUCGUCUUUUACGCCGGAAAAGCUCCCAAAGGCACCAAGACCAACUGGAUCAUGCAUGAGUAUCGUCUCAUCGAACCUUCUCGUACCAACAAUGGAAGCUCCAAGCUGGAUGAAUGGGUUUUGUGCCGGAUUUACAAGAAAUCCACCGGUGCUCAGAAACAGGUUCCGGGUCAAACAUACCGUGAGCGUGAAGAACACAGUAUGAACGGGUCGUUGUCGUCUUCGGCUUCGCAGCUCGACGACGUCCUCGACUCGAUACCGGAGAUAAACGAACAAUUCUUCAACCUGCCUCGGAUGAACUCGCUCAGAUCGCUUCUCAACGACGACAAAAUCAGCAAUCUCGAUUGGGCAACCUUGGCGGGUCUAAAUCCCGUUCCGGACCUCGUUCCAAAUUACACCGGUAACAACUCGUUCGUGGCGGCAGAUGAGGAGGCGGAGAGUGGGUUGAGGAACUCGGACGGAUUGACUCAUGGUUCUUCCGGAUACAACUGGGUCGAGUCUGGGGUCAACUCGGUCGAGCCUUUCGGGGACGGGUUUUCGAGCCAUGGGUUCUGGUUUAGGCAGUGAUGAUGAGGAUGGAUCAUAUGGAUUGGGAUGUGUGCGGCUAGAGAUGAGAGUGGCAAUUUGUGUAAAUAAUAGGGAAUUGUUUGGGCUAUACUACACAGUUUUUGGGUGUAGCUUUAGGGGUUCCUAAAAAUGGAAAGGGGUUUGGCUUAGUGGGCGGGGGGCCAUAGCUUUGAAGAAUCUUCCCGAUGGGCAAAUGCAUUGUUUGUCCUUUUAUAUUUUUGUUGGUUAGGCUUUGGUAUGUAAUGUAGAUGUGGCUCUAUUUCAAUAAAAAAAAGGAAGAAAAAUAUAAUCUUUUAGUCAGUUAA